AUGAAGACAGCAGAAGAUAAGGAAAAAAUGCAAGCCAUGUUUGAGGGUUGGUAUGGGAAACCAGAUCACAGUGAGCUAAUAAGAGAGGAGAUGGAUGCUGCUGAAAAAGAGGAAAAGGCUGAUGAAAUAAAGCCAAAGAAGAAAUGGAAAAAAAAAGAAGCUACCCUGCUGGCAAAGGUUUACAACUUAGAAGGUACAAAGCCUGAAGCCAAUGACCCAUACUCUGAGGAAAACAAAGCUCCUUUCUACCGACAGCCAGCAGGAAUACGGCGCGUGAAGAAAAAGCAGGAGAAGGAAGAUGCAGCUGUGUUUGACUUAAAUGGAGCAAUCAAUGCUACAGCAGACAUCACAAUCAAGUCCUACUCCCCGCCACCUCUGCCAACCAUUCGCGACUUUGUCAAUCCACAGGUUGGAGACAAACUCUUCGACACAAAUAACAUGUUUGAGCAGGAAUGGCUGACUGGUGCUCAACAAAUCCAUGAGCUGAAAGGUGACAAUACCAGUAUUUACAUGAGCACAAAGAAUCAGUACCGUAAACAGCUACAGAACCAGUACCCUAAGCCACCCGAGGACUGGUACCCUGAAACUGACCACGAAAAAUACAGCAUUCACAAGCCAAGUAUUAAAAAGGUGGAAAAAGGUCUACAAAGAUGGGACAAACUCCCAGUGGCAACAGAUGAUCUUGAUGGCCGUAUAGUGCCCCCUGGAUAUGAUCCAGAGUACCACAGGUCACCUGACCCGACAACUCGCAGAAUCACCAGGAAUAACCAGGCUCUCACACAAGUCAUUGAUGAAUGGAGAGCUAAGUGGCACCUGAGUGGUCAGUUGGCAGACAGCACCACAGAUGACCUCAUCAAAGACAUGGCUGACAUCCAGACACAUGUCCGACUAAAGGCCAUAGCAACUAUCGCUAAGGCAGCAGAGAUGCAACGAGCCAAUGCCAAUAGGGAUGACUUUGAAUAUGUACCUCAGGAAAACCAGUUUAACUUUCCAUUAGGAGAUGGAGAGAUUCCAGAACGCCUGUUUGUGGCAUUAGAAUGUCUGUUAGAGGACGCUGAGCAGCAUGUCCAGAUUGCUGCAGCCAUCACAUUGUACUCUCUUAACAGGCCGUCUGAUCAGGCUAAGGAAAUUUUACACUUUGCCCUGGAGAGUGAGAAUGUAGUUGAUCGCUGGGCAGCUGCACAGUGUCUGGCUCACUUUGGUGUUUGUAACUCCCUGGUGGUAGGGGAGGUAAUCCAUCAACUCCUCACAACAGAAGACACCAUCAAACAUGAAAAAGCCAUUUUCCUGCUUGGAAAGCUCAGCUUGUUUUCUCCCUUGGUCCAUGGAAUGGUGGCAGAACAGCUGAACAGCAGUAGCUGGAGACACAAAGUGAUUGCCUGUAAGAUCCUUCCCACACUGAGUGGUACCAUCAACAAGGAUAUCACAAACAAGUUGGCAGACCUGAUGUGGAAUGACUGGCAUGAAGAUGUACGUAAAUCAGCAGCGCAAUGUUUGGGUAAAACCAGCCAUGGUAAAGAAGUUCAUGAUGAUCUGUGUGAUCGUCUCCUCACUGGCGACGAGAUGACUCGUCUGGAGGCCAUCAAUAAGAUUGGACAGCUGGGUAUAAUGACAGCCAAACUAUUACCCGUCUUCUUAAAGAGCUUUGAGGAUGAAUAUGUAUCUAUACGUUCUGAAGUGUGCAUCACAUGUGGUAAUUUGGAGAUCAAAGAUGAGUUAGUAUUGGAAAAACUUCUCAAGCUUUCCACGUUUGAAACCAUUUGGAAGGUCAAAGCUUUAGCUAUUCAAGCUCUGGGUAAGAUUGGUGUGGUAACAGAUGAAAUCACAGAGACAUUACUAUGGGCUGUGAGGUAUGAGGAGAACUCAGCAGUGAGAGCUGAAGCUUGCCACACUCUGAUGUGUCUGGAACUCCAAACCCCUGAGGUUGCAGAGGUUCUACAGGAACGAUUUCUGGUGGAGUCUAGUGAUGUUGUUCGGGAUGAGAUUGCCAAGACCCUGGAGAUGUUUGGAAUCAAUGCUACAGAAGAUAUGGACAUGGUGGCUCAGAUCAAGAAUGAAGUUCGAAAACUGUGUACACGCAAUAAUAUUGCUGCACAGAUCACCAUAAAAGAAAAAGACGACACCAAACGUGAAAACUUGGCUCGUAUGAUUUAUGAGUCGGAGAAGGAACUAGAGAUCUUCUUUCGUAGAAAUAACCCAUAUACAGUGUUGAGUCUGAAAACUGAUGAGAAGAAAUCACUCCUCCAUGACCCUUUUCACACUCACAGUUUCUCGUAUUCCAGAUUGUGUAGUGUGACUAAGUUUGAACAUGAAGAGGAGAAGGAACCAAUGAUGCAGAGAAUUCGUUCAUCCAUGAGCCAACCUAGCAGUCGUUCAACCACACCUCAUCCUCGUAUACUCACUCCAACAGCAGAUGAAGAACUCAAGCAGAUACUGUCACGUGAUGAUACGAGCACCUCCCCUGACACAGUAUCAGAAAUGGAGUCCACACCAGGACUCAAGUCGCGACCAUCCACAGUGGAUGAUGAGUCUGAUGGAGAAUCCUCCCGGCCACGAUCGAGCAGGAUGGAUAGAAUAUCAGAGGAGGCUGAUGGCAGUCUCAGUCAAAGCUUAGGGGAGGGAAGCGAGGUCAUAGGUGAGGAAUUAGAGAAGGAAAAGAAUGUGGAAGAAAAAGAUGGACGACCACCAAGUAUUGUCAAGUUUGCAUCUAAUUUGGAAAUUAAUGAUAUUCCAUCCAACAAAGAAAAACUGAGCAUGUCUCCCACCAAAUCUGGUCCAGGUGAUGGAGUAUCAAGGCUAAGUAGCCUAGCACCAGGCUCAGAGAUACGCGCAUUCAGUCGUGACGCCAUCAAGGAACGCGACGCCAUAGACAGGGAGGCUCGUAAUGGUUAUGCUGGACUUGAUGAACGGUAUCAUGAAAUGAUUGAUGAUUUAGAUAUUGUGGAUAACACAUAUGAAAUCCUUGUUACUGGUAGAAGACCUCAGGAAAGAGUACAGAUAAUCACCUUCAUUACCGAGCCUGAGGAGGAACAAUUACUUCCUGAUGAAGUGUCCACUGUCCCUGCAGAAAAAGAGGAGGUUGUUGAUGAUAAACAGCCAGAAUCUGAACCCAAACCACUAGAGUCGGAUCAAGAGCCAAAGCCUGAAGCUCAGUCUGGUUCAACAUUGGUGUUUAAGAAAUAGUGCUGAUAUUUGAUAUACUUUAUAUAGUCUAGACUGCAUUGUCAUGACAAUGUAACAUUACAGGGAGGUUAUAGGAUAGCUGUUUGGUGGAAUGAUCCCUCAGUGACAGGUUAUAACAUACACAUUUGUGAUAAUAUCAGGAAUCAGUGUUUAUGUUGAUACCAAAAAAGAAAUAAGCUAUGGAUUUUCCUGUUAUA
This is a messenger RNA of Ylistrum balloti, 3380 nucleotides long. RefSeq names its product HEAT repeat-containing protein 4-like. NCBI's taxonomy places the organism in Eukaryota, Metazoa, Mollusca, Bivalvia, Pectinida, Pectinidae. Gene Ontology annotation, molecular function: deoxyhypusine monooxygenase activity. Bases 1 to 3183 code for a protein of 1060 amino acids. The transcript is spliced from 15 exons. The record is from RefSeq and is a predicted model, not a curated record. Gene Ontology annotation, biological process: peptidyl-hypusine biosynthetic process.